AUGCCGGCCCUUCUGUCUAACUUCCCUUUUCUUUCUCUAUUACUCUUUGUCUACGAGACAAUUCUAACACUUCUUACUCCCCAUUCCUUGGUGCUGUUGUCGUCUUCCGGCCAAACAUUGUCUCGUCCUCUUCCAGACGAACGUUCCGAUUGCAUCAAUGCCACCCAUUUGCGCUUCCCGUCACUCGACAAUUUUAUAUACUGUCUUUUUCUUCUUCCCCAUAAUUCUUAUCCAUUUUUUUCUUUUUCUUUUCAUUCCAUAUUUUCCCUUUCUUUUCUUUCUUUUUCUUCUUUUUCUUUUCUUUCCUUAUCUUCCCAUUCUUUUCUUAUCUUUUUUCUUUCUUUAUCCUCCCUUUCUUUCCUUUCCUUAUCUUCAUUUUUCAUCGCUUUUUUCUUUCUCUUUUGCACCUUUUCUACAUAUAAACUUCAAAUUUUUAUUCUUACUUUGAAACAUUUUCUCAUUCUUUGUCUUUUAUUCUUUUCCUUGUUCUUUUCUUUCUCCUCGUCUUUUAAACAUUAUUCCUUUCUUCUAGCCUUCUUCUUGACUUAUCCUUCACAAACUUCUUUUCUUUCUCUUUCUCUUCAUUUUCUUUCAGUUUUUCCCUUUUCCUUUCCUCCUGGAUUGACUCUUUCUUCUUUUACUUUUUUUUUUCUCUUUCCGUCUCGUUCUUCUCCUUCUCAUCAAUUUCCAUCGUUUUCACUGUCCUUUUCUUUUUCGCCUUCCUAA
This is a messenger RNA of Acanthosepion pharaonis, 726 nucleotides long. The record is from the annotation of a GenBank genome assembly. NCBI's taxonomy places the organism in Eukaryota, Metazoa, Mollusca, Cephalopoda, Sepiida, Sepiidae.